AAAAGCAGCCGGCCUGUGUUUCACUGGGACCUAAAUAAGCAUCACAACAGGUUGUUUACAACGGAAGCACCGGAUUGUAUUGACGUACACCGUCUUAAUGUUGAAGGCGCGGAAUAACUAAGUUUGACAUUUCCCGCCGCGGCUUCCAAUGUAGGAUGUUAGUUGGCUACAGCAGCAGCUCAGAGGAAGAGGACACCGAGGUGUGCGGCGAAGACUCUCGAAAGUGUCAAGAGGAAGCCACUAUUAACGAUGAGUGUCCAGCGAGGAAGAGAGCCAAAAAUGAGGAAUCGGUUACCAAACCAAGGCUGCCGCUCCCAGGUUGCCUGUUGACCAUGUUUUCAGAUGAAUUGGAGCCACAGACAGAAGACAGCUCUCUUCAUGGCGGUCGUAUUCGCUCCUUCAAACACGAGAGAGGAAACUGGGCCACCUAUGUUUAUUUGCCGUACCAACCCGAGGAAGAGUUCACAGAGUUGCUUCAGGAACUGCUCUCAACUGCUGGGGCCUGUGGUGUGGUGUUGACUCCGCAGGAGGAGUUCCACAUCAGUCUGUCUCAGACAGUGGUGCUGAGACACCACUGGAUCCAUCCCUUUACACAGAGCCUUAAGUCAGGCCUGGUGCACUGCAAAAGGUUUAUGUGCUCAACAGGAAAGCUGAGAGUUUAUAGUAAUGCUGAGAAAACAAGAACGUUUCUGGGUAUAGAGGUGUACACUGGGCAUGCUCAGUUAAUGGACCUGGUCGGAGUUGUGGACAGAACAAUGGAGGAGUUUCACCUGGAAACUUUCUACAAGGAACCUUCUUUUCAUGUGAGUUUGGCCUGGUGUGUUGGAGACAUGACAGUGGAGAUGAAGGAGUGUAUUCAGGAGCUGCAGCGCCUUGUUGAUGAACAUGAAGAAGGACCAUUUGUCCUGACGUUAGAUUGCAUGGAGCUGCGCUGCAGGACUGGAAACAAGACCUUCUCCUUCCAACUGAAUUCGUGAAUCCUGACAUGACCAACGCCUCUUGUGUCUUUGACCAUGCUGCAAAGCCAAAGGAUUUAGCUUCAAUACAACUGUUACUGAGGUUUGACGAGACUAACCUGUCAGAUUGUGUCUAGGCUAAAAAUGUUUUAACUGUGUACAUGUGUUUUAUACUGUGUAUAAAUAAAGUUGAGUUCAUACCUCUGCAAAAGACAGUGCCUAUGAAACUGUAUGAGACAUGCUGCAUGGUGUUUUGGCUGGGGUAUGAGUUUGACUGUG
This is a messenger RNA of Betta splendens (Siamese fighting fish), 1235 nucleotides long. RefSeq names its product U6 snRNA biogenesis 1 (gene usb1). The record is from RefSeq and is a predicted model, not a curated record. Gene Ontology annotation, cellular component: nucleus. Gene Ontology annotation, biological process: U6 snRNA 3'-end processing. Lineage: Eukaryota; Metazoa; Chordata; Actinopteri; Anabantiformes; Osphronemidae. Gene Ontology annotation, molecular function: 3'-5'-RNA exonuclease activity. The transcript has 8 exons. Bases 156 to 977 code for a protein of 273 amino acids.